Molecule: messenger RNA, 4371 nt
Organism: Yarrowia lipolytica CLIB122
Lineage: Eukaryota; Fungi; Ascomycota; Dipodascomycetes; Dipodascales
Source: RefSeq, a predicted model, not a curated record
AUGUCGCGAUUCUGGAAGAAAAAAGACAAGGCCAAGGACGACAACCAUCUGUACCUGGGCGACGAGGACGACUACGGGCCACAGAUCCCCACAAACGCCUCCUCCACCGCGUCGUUCAGCGGCCCACAGCACCCAGCCAGUCAUUCGUCUCCGUCUCUUCACCAACCGCAGAACGGCGUCGGACUGGGCGUCGGCGUCCAGCCUGAGUACGGCGGGCCCGGCAACUUUGGCCCCAACGAAGGACACGGCUACGGACCGGGCCAUUCGCCGUACGGACAGUUCCAGGACCCGCCACAGCACCAGCAGCAACAGUAUGGAAGCGAUCCGGGAACCCCGGGAGGCCCCGACGCCCACCCGAUCGACUCCAUGCCCGAGCUGGCGUUUGAAAAUCUCGGAUCCAAGCUCUCAGGCUCCGGCAGAACCAUGUCCAUGAGCUCGCAGGGCGCGCCAGCGGGCCUAUCCAUGGUCCUCAACCAGAGCGACACAAACCCCAUUAUCCCCACGCUACGUCACCCCUCGCAGACAGCAGAGGGACUUGCCGGAUCGGCUUACAGAAAACAGGUAGCUGCCCAGCGCCAAAAACUGCAGCAACAGGACGCCCAGGCGUACCACGACAUUGGCUCGUACCCACAUCAGAGCUCCCAUCUGCAGCAGCUACCACCCCCCAAGCAGCGAUCCGGACCCCAGCGGUUCCACAUGGGUCCUGCAGGCCCCGUGCCUCCCGGAUCGGACUAUUACAUGCCUCAUCGGGCAUCCGGAGCACCCAUCAACGGCCCUCCGAUCGGAAAACAAACCCUCGGAGGAGGACGAGCCAUGUCACUAGGCUCGGGCGCCAUGCAGGCUGCCCAGAACUUUGGCCCGGGCCCUGGCGGCUUUGGAGCAGGCAGAACCAUGUCCGGGCUGUCGAUGCAUUCUAUGGGCUCCAUGCACUCAAUGGGAGGCCCCAGACGGUCCAACGGUAGCUUUGGACCGGGUGGACCAGGCGGGUUCGGACCGCUGUCACCAGGAGGAGGCCCUGGAGGUCCACCUCCCAACUUUGGACCCUUGUCGCCAGGUGGAGGACCUGGAGGACCUGGACCAAACGGGUUCUUUGGACCAGGACAGGGAUACUACGGUCCAGGACCCGGUCCCGGAGGUCCUCCGUUCCAUCCGCCUCGACAUGGCUCUCCAGGACCAGGGUUUCAUGGAUCGCCUGGUCCUGGGUACCAUGGUUCUCCUGCCAUGCAUAGUUCCCCCAACCCUGGCCAGUAUGGUCCUGGGAUGCCUGGACAAUACGGACCCGGAGGACCCAACCCUGGGCAGUACGGUCCUGGACAGGGACCUGGCGGUCCCAACCAUGGCCCCAACUCUGGUCCUAACCCCGGACAAGGCCCCAACCCAGGCCAGUACGGCUCUACUGGCCCCAAUUCAGCCUACGACUCCUCUCCAGCUCCUUCCCCCAAUCCUGACACUCCGGACACAUCUGAGUCGUCUCCUCCUCACGUGAAACCAGCUGCCCAGGUCAAACCGUCGCCCGGAUCAGCUCCCUAUCCGUCUGGAUCGCAUCCCAACGCCGUCAAGCGCGGCUCCCCAGCCCUCGGCAACAGCAAGGAGGAUAUCUCGUUUGAGGAGGCCGAGGAGGAGGCCGACGAGUCGUUCAAGCACAAAUACGAGUCCCAAUAUGCGAAGAAGUCAGUGGAGGAGCUUGAUUACGCAAAUAAGCAGACGGACGAGACCGGCUUUGCGCUGCCCCAGCUGCCCGACAUUGACCAGGCCUCCCUUAAUGUCCCUGGUGUCAUGUCCAAGACUCCCACGCCCACAACGACCGUUUUCCCCAAUGGCAUUUCUGCUGAGGAGCCUGCCGAGUACUCUGCCUUUGAUCCCAAGAGUGUAAUUCAGGACGCUCUAGCUCGAGGACCUGCUGAUGUCAAUGAGGUUCAGAGUAACGAGUUUGAGCGCAAGUUUGAGCGGGAGGCUGAACGGGAGGUGGAGCAGAAUACAGGUUACCGGGAUGACGCCUAUGGUCAGGAUGAGUAUGGUCAGGGCAACGGUUACCAUGGAGAUGAAUACAAUGCUCAGGGUGAGUAUGGUACCCAGAACCAGGGUGAAUAUGGUCAGGACGAGUAUGGAAACAAUGGCAACCUUUCUCAGAAAGAGUUCACUGAGGUGGCUCCCUCAACCUCUCCUACCCACUCAAAGCACUCCAACUCUACACCUACCAAGGCUCAUUCCGAGCUCUACCAGCCCGAGUUCUCGCCAGAGUCUUCCCGACAAACCCAGACAGCCUCUGCAUUCUCGCCCCAGUCGAUCCCCCCGGCUGGUUCUCCUCUCCCCGAGGGUCCUGUGCGAUUGCACAAUGCCGAUUUGUACGGUGCUGGCCUCGCUGACCGAAGUGAAGAAAUUGUAAGCCCGGUGCGGGACGCAAGUGAUUUGUCACGUGAUAGUGGUUCUCUCACGCAUGACAAUGGUUCCAUCUCCAGCCAGAACCGUGACAACACAUCUCUUUCUCGCGACAACGGCUCAAUCUCCAGCCAGAAUCGAAACCCUGGUAGCUCGCCCAGCUACCCUUUCCAGCACUACGAGCAGCGGGACCAUUCUGCUACUGCCGAGUCGCCCAAGUUCUACUCUUCGCGAUCUCCUGACAUGUCUCGACAGCCCACUCUUCCCAUUGUUGUUCCCGAGCAACAGGAGCCUCAGGUGGUCGUUGAAAAGAAGCAGGCUGUGGUGGGUUCUGUGGCCAGUGGUAAGGUGGGUGGAGGUAGUUCUGACGCCGGGUCUCGGCCCGGGUCUCGUGACAAGUCACACGACAAGUCACUUGACGAAUCCCGACCCGAAUCUCGUGAUUCAUACGACGACGACGGGCCUCGACCCCAGACUCGGUACCGGUCCGACUACCCUGCAUUUUCAGACUCGCCUACACCCUCCCCUGUCUCCCCUCCUCAGUUCUACAACUCCCGAAGUCCUGUGUCGUCUACUACUGACAAGAUGCGUUCUUUGGAUCUGAACGAGGACAAGAGUGAUCCUUUCGUGGAGUCGAAGGCUAUGGAGCCCAAGGCUGCGGAGCGGACUGUUCCUGAGUUUGAGCCAGUGCACAAGAAGGAGCCUGUUCAGAAGCAGGUUCUUUCUCCUGUCAUUCCUACUCCCGUGCCUGUUCCUGAGGUGAAGGAUGUGCCAGCCACUCGAGAGAUUGAGGAGGAGGCCAAGGAGGUGGCGGAGACCGCCCCUGUGGUCACUGUGGCUCCUGCUCCGAAGGUUGACGAGAAGAUGCAAGGAGAGGAGGUGCCUCAAGAGAAUGUCGAGUCGGUCGGGUCUGCAGAACUGGACUCUUCAAUCGAACCACCUCAGCGGCUCAGUCUCAAGCCUUCUGCUGAUUUCUCUGAUGCCAAGGCCGGCCUCGAUUUUAGCGACUCUGCUCCUCGAGACAAGGCUUCGUGGGCUGCCAAGUCGCGCCAGCUGUCUUCUUCCCCUGACUCGACUCCCCGGUCUAGCACCCACCAUGCGAGCAUGACUCCUCCCUCUGUCAGGCGUGACGGGGUGUCUCCUCGAGCGGUUCGAAACUUCUCUUCUCCUCGAAAGGAAGAGGUUGUGACUAUUGCAAAGGACACUACUGAGGUUGAGCAGCUGCGACAGGAGUUGUCUGUGCUCACCGGCGAGCUGGCGGACUCUCUGCAUCGAGAGUACGUUCUCGAGGGUCGUCUGCACAAUAAGCGGGGCACCGACGCAGCUUCUGUUCCUUCCUCUAUUCCCGAGGCGUCUUCCAAACUUGUAGAGCUCGAGAAACAGUUGCUUUUGGAGCGACAAAAGCGACACCAGGUGGAGAACCAUUUCCGAGGCACCCCCGACUACUCCGGACUCUACAAGGAAAACGAGUUUGCCGAAAAGAGCCGGCAGCUCGUUUCGGCUCGUCUGGAGGUGGAGCGGCUGUCCAAGGAGCUGCAAGAGCUUCAUGACAAGAGCGAGAAGCAGGCAUCCGAGAUCACGGCGCUCAACUCGCAGCUGCCGGAGCUUCGAGACCUGGAGGCCGUGCACAAGAUGGUGGGUUCGCCUAUUGAGCUACAGAAGCAGAUUGACGAGCUCAAGGCGGACAAAAUCUCGUUGUCUCGCACCCUAGAGGAGUCGUCAACCCGAGGACCCAUGGGCGAGAAGCUGCGAACGGUGGAGGGCCAGAGAGAUGCGUUCCGGGAGGCGUUGCGGUCGUUGCGAGAACGUAAGGACGCUGAGACGCGGUCGUACGCCGACCGAAUCAAGGUGUUGGAAGCCCGGCUGGAAAAGGAGAAGCUUCUUAAUUCCAGCAUGACUCGACACUUGACUGAGUCACCUUCUUCUACCAGUCUGAGCUCCAACGGGCGUUUGAACAGUCCCACAGCCCUUGCAUUUGACUUGAAUAAUUAA